UGCUGCUGCGGCUGCGGCUGCUGCUCGGCCAAAAGCACCAGAGGUGACUUUUCCUUCUGCAGAUGCCCAGGGUGGGGAGAGGCAUCCCAUACCAGCUUUGGCCAUGAGCAUGGAAGAUUACGAUUUCCUGUUCAAAAUCGUUUUAAUCGGAAAUGCCGGCGUGGGGAAGACGUGCUUAGUUCGGCGAUUUACCCAGGGUCUCUUCCCGCCGGGGCAAGGAGCCACCAUUGGGGUGGACUUUAUGAUCAAGACGGUGGAGAUCAAUGGAGAGAAAGUAAAGCUGCAGAUCUGGGACACGGCGGGCCAGGAGAGGUUCCGCUCCAUCACGCAGAGCUACUAUCGCAGUGCCAACGCGCUCAUCCUGACCUACGACAUCACGUGCGAGGAGUCCUUCCGCUGCCUCCCCGAGUGGCUGCGGGAGAUCGAGCAGUACGCCAGCAACAAGGUCAUCACGGUGCUCGUCGGCAACAAGAUCGACCUAGCCGAGAGGAGGGAGGUGUCCCAGCAGAGAGCCGAAGAGUUCUCCCAGGCCCAGGACAUGUACUACUUGGAGACGUCGGCCAAGGAGUCGGACAACGUGGAGAAGCUGUUCCUGGAUCUGGCGUGCCGGCUGAUCCGCGAGGCCAGGCAGAACACGCUCGUGAACAAUGUGGCCUCCUCCCUGCCCGGGGAGGGGAAAAGCAUCAGCUAUUUGACCUGCUGUAACUUCAACUGAAGGCCGACGGCCCCAGACGACGGAGAACGGCAGCGGACUCUCCAUGGGGGAGGGUUGUUUUUCCCAUUUGGACCACCUUCCCGCCCCCCUUUCCCGCAUCCCGGGCCCCCCUAACCGGCACGGCCGGAGGCGUGGGGGGAACGACGGGCGGCCUCCGUCGGGGCGGUGCUGGGAGAGGUGGGCCGGAGCGCGGGGAAGGCCGAGUCCGGCCCGGGAAGACGCUCGGAACCGGAUCCCGGCGUGGAUCUAGAGCGAGCGUCGGCUCUCCCGGCUGCGAGAGCACUUUUGAGGGCGUCGGGGACUAGGGAGAUAAAAGGAAGCCUGGGCUCCCGUCGAACUGGAACCGCCGCCCUCGACGCACAACAGCAGGGCCACGCUCCUUCACCCCUUCUGGUGCUAAUGGUAUUCCACCACCGCGUGUUCUCCUCCAUUAGCGUUCCCUCGAUCGAUCGAUCAAUCAAUCAGUCGUAUUCAUUGAGCGCUUACUGUGCGCAGAGCGCUCGGUGCGGAGCGUGGACUGAUUCGGGGACGGCACCGUUGUCUCCGAGUCCCAUUACCUCCUUUCAUAAAGCGGGGCAGGGUCAGCCAGGAGGAACCGCGUUUCGGGGAAGCUUUCCUCCCCCGACCUCCUCCGCGGGCGGGAAUCCGGCCCCCCGGGUUCCACUUGAGCUCGGGGAAACCGUCCACGGUUUUUCGGGGGACGGAGCCCAUCUGACCGAAAUGCUGUGGUUUUGCUGACGACGAAGCGGGCUUCAGAGCAGAGCACAGUUCCGGAAGCGUCUUUGAGGAACUAAAGGCCCAACGGUACCUUUCGUGCCGGAGGCGUCGAGAGUCGGGCGCGUGAUUUUUGUAGCGAUUUUUUUCUUUUUAAGCUUGUUAAUUCGGCGAAGAUGGUGGCGCGGCGGGGUGCCCGGAACCCUUUUUACGUCCGAGCCUCACUGUGUCCGGACGAAACUGGCUGGGGGCGUAGAGGCCGGCCGGGCCUCCUCUCCGUGGUGUGGCAUCUUUCACACCUUAAGACGUGUUCUUAUUCCCCCUCUUGUCACUUUGUGUUGUCUCGCCCUCAGAUGGAUGUUCGAUUCUCGGCUCCUUAGACGAGCCUCGAGGCGGGGACCCCCGGGCUUUUGGGGUGAGGUCCCCCUGCGGGGCCGAGUCCCGACACGUUUCAUUUCAUCCGCUGGCGCGAGUGCCGCUGUGGAAAUAGUUCAACACGGGCAUUGCCGAUCCGU
Messenger RNA from Tachyglossus aculeatus (Australian echidna), 1944 nucleotides. It is a transcript of the gene RAB30, whose product is annotated as RAB30, member RAS oncogene family. The coding region runs from base 104 to 715 and encodes 203 amino acids. The record is from RefSeq and is a predicted model, not a curated record. NCBI's taxonomy places the organism in Eukaryota, Metazoa, Chordata, Mammalia, Monotremata, Tachyglossidae. Gene Ontology annotation, biological process: Rab protein signal transduction. Gene Ontology annotation, cellular component: trans-Golgi network. The transcript has 5 exons. Gene Ontology annotation, molecular function: GTP binding; GTPase activity.